AUGGAAAAUCAAGUGGGCACUGUCACUGAGGCCAUAGAGGCUGUGAAACAGGCAAAGGAUGCUCAUUGGGGUGUGAUGGUGUCGUAUAGGUAUGGGGACAUGGAUGAUUCUUUCAUCGCCGACCUGAUUGUCGGUGCAACAGUUGGACAGAUCAAAGCUGGUGCCCCCUGCUGUGGAGAGUGCCUCAUGAAAUACAAUCAAGUUGUUAUUGUGCUGAGGAUGCUAUGGGAAAACAGGGACAUGUUUGAUCUUGUUAUCAGUGAUGUGCACAUGCCAGGCAUGGAUGGCUUUAAGCUUCUUGAGCUUGAUAUGGACCUCCCUGUCAUCAGAGUAAUGGAAUGUUAA
This is a messenger RNA of Triticum turgidum subsp. durum (durum wheat), 345 nucleotides long. The record is from the annotation of a GenBank genome assembly. Lineage: Eukaryota; Viridiplantae; Streptophyta; Magnoliopsida; Poales; Poaceae.